Messenger RNA from Chironomus riparius, 1334 nucleotides. The record is from the annotation of a GenBank genome assembly. Lineage: Eukaryota; Metazoa; Arthropoda; Insecta; Diptera; Chironomidae.
AGAUGCAAAUAGCUGUUCUGUUUGUCGUGAUGAAUGUUCUGUUGCUGUCACAUUCAUUAGCACAAGGUGCAAGUCAAGGACGCUACAAAAGAAGCCCUGACAAGUACGACGACCAUUAUAGCAAGUUCUUAGCCAAGCAUUUUUCUGACGUUGGUGCAAAACACAUUGAUGGCCAGGAUGAAUACAAAAAUGCCUCUAAUGACAAUGAUAGCUAUGAAGAAGAAGGAGGCGAUGAAGAGGAAGAAUCUGACGACCCAAAAAGUGAUGCUGAAGAUCAUGGAAGUUAUAGCUACAGCAAUAAUGAAGACUAUCAAAGAAUCAAGGCAUUGUCGGAAGCUCAAGUAGCCAAACUUGAAGAAAAGCCAGGCAAUUGCAAGCAUUUUGAGAAAGACGGUAUGAUCUGCUCGGAAUGUAAAGAUCCAGAGACUGGAGACACUUCUGAGUCAUGCAACUACGCAUCGGAACCAGAAGACAAGAAAAUGGCAUACACAAGUAAGAAAAGUCACAAUUACAAAUCACCAGAAGAAGUUGAGGAACCAGCCGAUCAUGAAGAAGAAAGUGAGGAUCAAGAAGAAGCUCCCGUCACUCCAUCAUCAAAGGUUCCACGUCCUGCAAAGCAAUACAAGAGUGAAAUGGAAGAUGCUGGUGAUUAUGGAGCAUAUAAGCUUGCUGGAUAUAACAGUGAUGUUGAUGAUUAUGAUGAACAUGAAAAAUUCGCGCAUCUCAAAGUUGAGCCAAAAAAUGAAGCUGGCAAGAAGGACUUUGAGAUUUUACCAAAUUCUCAAUUCAAGACCAAAAACUUGAAUGAAGCAUUAACUGACUUUAACACAAAAGAUUGGUCAAAAUGCUCGAAAGUUAAGAAAGGUGAGAUGACUUGCUAUUACUGUAAAGAUGCCAAAGGUGCUACACAAGAAGAAUGCAUGUUCAUUUCAUCCUCAAAUCCAAAGAAUCUCAAAGUUGAACGAAAAGAAUCAAGUCACUACAACCACAACUCUAGAAAGCCAAACGCAACUCCAGAUGCUGUAGAAAUCAUCAAAUCCUUACCACUUAAAGUUGGACCUAUUGUUCCUGACAACCGUGAAAGAUUCGCACGACUAAGAAUGGGACGUCCAUUAGUGCCAACAAAAGCUAAUCUAGCCAGAGCAGAGCCACUUGUGACACCAAAAAUUAACACCAAUAUCAAUCCAGUUGACUACAUCCAUUUCGAUCCAACAUUUAAGAAGACAAUUAAGCGAAAGGCUUCAUACAGACAGAGAAAGAACUUUGAUUUCGACUUUCUAGAGCCAUCAGAGUCAAGAGCCAGCAAGUUUGAGUCUCAUGUCAGACAUCAAUAA